Molecule: messenger RNA, 393 nt
Organism: Durusdinium trenchii
Lineage: Eukaryota; Dinophyceae; Suessiales; Symbiodiniaceae
Source: the annotation of a GenBank genome assembly
AUGAGUUUCAGCAGGUCAGCUGCCGGUUCUGGGUGCUUGUUCUUUUCGGCAGACCUUAGGCAUGCGGUGGCCACACAGGGUUUGUGGUCUCAGGAUGUGGAGAUGACUAUUCCUGCAGUGUCGCUAGUGCCCCCAAGACUCGGCAAACAAACAGCCGCCUUGAGCAUUGCAAGCAGGUUGGUGGAAUGGUCCCAGUUCAAGUUGUCUUUGAGGUUGGUGGCAGGCAGCAGGCGUUUGCUGUUCGACGAAAUGUUGCCAAACAACCAGCAGAGCUAUGGGACACUCACCCUGAAUGUGCAGCCACGCCUCAUCGAACCUAGCAUUUUCAAACUGUUAGUUCACUUCAAGACAAAGCUUUGCUUGAGCAGCACCCUGCCUACCCCCAACAAGUGA